Neospora caninum is the source of this 372-nucleotide messenger RNA. RefSeq lists its product as hypothetical. The record is from RefSeq and is a predicted model, not a curated record. The coding region runs from base 1 to 372 and encodes 123 amino acids. NCBI's taxonomy places the organism in Eukaryota, Apicomplexa, Conoidasida, Eucoccidiorida, Sarcocystidae. The transcript is spliced from 3 exons.
AUGGGGGUUCUUCGUUCCCUCUACAGUCGCGUCUCUCAGCGAGUCUGGAGCACUGUGCAUCUUCGUGUGGGCAGCCGAGGGCAGGUUCGGACAAACAAAGGCUUCAAGCCGACGGGCUUUCCUCACCUCGGAGCAGCGUUGUUCUUCGCACGGAUGUCGAAGGGAUUGACCCGAGACAGCGUCGAGAAGUUCGUGAGACUGAAUGUUUCCGAGGCGCAGAAACAGGAAAUAAAGAGCUGGCCAGGUAGUUUAGUGCGCUCCAUCGAGAACGGUGCGUGCAUCCCAUCACGAGAAGUCCAGAGCCGCCUCGAACAAAUCGUUGGUGUACCACUCACACGGAGGAGACGAAGAGGAGGGAACCGAAGAUUGUGA